CGGACGAAUAAAGCUGUCCGCAAUCACAAGCUGCCAUUCAGUUGCGGCGUAAGUAAGUAGCGAAGUGGAGCUUAUCCCGUCAACGUACGAAUUUCGAAAAUAUUCGCGAAGUUAAUUCCAAAAAAAAAAAUAAAAAAUUAAUGAAAUUUUAGUAAAAUAAAAAAUUUUUAAUUAAAAAAAAUGACCGCAAAAGCUAGUUGCUGUGUCGUUGGCGCCGGUGCAGCCGGUCUCUGCGCGCUCAAGUAUGCGCUCGAGUACGGCAUGGAGGCGGUGGCGUAUGAGAAAUAUAAUGAAAUCGGUGGCACCUGGGUGUGUACAGAGCAUGCCGAGGAUGGUUGUGCCACAGCGGAGGAUGUGCACAGCAGCAUGUAUGAUGGAUUGCGCACCAAUUUGCCAAAGGAAGUAAUGGAUUUCCCGGAUUACAAAUUUCCAAAGAAUAUUCGUGAAUCUUAUAUUUUAGCCAGUGACGUAUUGAAGUACUUUCAAUCUUAUGCAGCACACUUCAAACUGCAGCCGCAUAUCAAGUUACAACAGGAAGUGGUGCGCGUGCGCCCCUUAAAUGGCAAGUGGGAGGUGUUAACGCUCGAUUUACAAAGCAACAGCUACACGACGGAGCAAUUCGAUUAUAUUUUCAUAUGCAACGGACGUUAUGCGACGCCCUCUUAUCCGCAUACGGCGGGCAUUGAUCUCUAUAAAGGCCAUAAAAUACACAGUCAUGUCUUUCGCACUGCAGAGACAUUUAAAGAUGCCACUGUACUUAUGGUAGGAGCUGGUCGCAGCGGUAUGGAUAUCACGCACCACAUUUAUCCCUAUGCCAAACGCAUAUACCUGAGUCAUCAUCUCCAGCAAAAGCCGCCAAUCACCGAUUUCAUGCCGAAUGUUGUGCAGAAGCCGGUUGUAGAACGCUACACGGAGAACGGCGCCAUCUUCAAGGAUGGUACACAAGCCGACUUUACGCAUAUUAUCUUCUGCACCGGCUACAAUCUGACGAUACCAUUCCUCAGCGCCGACUGCAAUCUGCAAGUGCACGAUAAUUUGGUGUAUCCGCUCUACAAGCACUGCAUCAAUAUCUACCAUCCCACAAUGUGUUUCAUUGGUUUGCCUAUCUACGCUUAUCCAAUACAAUUAUUCGAUUUGCAAGCGCGUUUUGUAAUGCAAUAUUAUAGCGGUAAACUGCAAUUACCGAGUGCGGAGGAUAUGCUGGCCGAUACGGAGCGCGAUUUAGCUGAGAGGAGAGAGCGUGGUUUGCCGCGCAGGAAAUUGCAUGUGGUGGGCGACAGACAGUUCGAUUAUUAUGAUGAGCUGGUGGCACUAACCGGCAUCGACAAUGUUAGACCAGUGAUCAGAAAACUUUCGAAAAUCUGCGGUGGCAAAUUUCUUUACGAUUUACAAAACUACCGCAAGACAGCAUUUAAAGUUAUAGACGAUGAGAAUUAUGUACAAUUCAAAUUAGGUGAAGUGUAAGCAGAAAUAUUGUAUAUUUUAUUUUUAAUAAAGAAACCACAAAAAGCACAGAA
Molecule: messenger RNA, 1517 nt
Organism: Zeugodacus cucurbitae (melon fly)
Lineage: Eukaryota; Metazoa; Arthropoda; Insecta; Diptera; Tephritidae
Product: senecionine N-oxygenase
Exons: 5
Coding region: 181-1464 (427 amino acids)
Molecular function (GO): N,N-dimethylaniline monooxygenase activity; flavin adenine dinucleotide binding; NADP binding
Source: RefSeq, a predicted model, not a curated record